UGUGCGUAAAAAGACUUACACUUGUAAUAUAUUUUUAAAAUGAAGUUUAUAAUCAUAUGACUUAUUGUAGGCGGAUGAUCGGCAUUAUAAAUUAAAGUUAGUUUUGAUGCCUCGUAUUACUUAGACCGAUAGCAGGCUGUAUUUACCGGCUUCAUUACAAUAACGUAUUAACGUGAAAAUGAAGGACCGCAUAACCAGUCUGUGCAAACAAAAAUAAGGAAGAAUGGAGUCUAGGGAAUAAUAUUUAUCCCAGAAUUAACAUAUUGUUUUUUAUGAUUGAACAUUGUUUUAACGAUUGAAUCCGUUCGAUGAGGAUUGUCUUCAAUAUGCAGUCUGUUACUUAGACAGGAUUGUUCGUAUUUUAAAAUGUCUGGAAAAGGCGAAAAGACAGAGAAAACAUCAGGUUCUCGGAUGUUGAAGAAGGUUCACUCAUUCAAGGAGGACUUUAAAGGGCUAAUCAAGCGCCGACCUUCAACCUCUGGAACCCAUGGCUCUGUAGGACAAGGAAAACCCAAGAUACAGAUUAAUGGAGACAGAGCCUGCUCAAAUGACCCAGAUCUACAAAAGCUGCAGACAGAAGUGGAGAAUGUGAACAGGACUCUAAAGUAUAUACAGGCUGUCAUCACCCAGGACAAGCUGCAGAUUGUGCCCAACACCGCCACGGUUGUCUUGGAUACAGUCAAUGAUGUCUUCCUCAUUCUCAACAACUUCUUUAUGACUCAAGAAAGCACCACAUUGACAUCACGUCACAAUCAAGUCUGCCAGAGCUUAGCACAUUUCAUCAAAUGGGCAGAUGAUCUUUUAAUACAAGGGCCAAAGGGCUUAAACAAGGACAAUGCAUACACUCUUAUUACUGCACUCUCUGAUGGUAUUGAGGAACUGUACCAGAUCUGCCUGGACAAGUGGGAGGACAGGACCAGCCUCACAAGCCCCAAGUCUCCCAAGGGCUUCCUGCCCAGCUCUCCCAGUCCAAAAAGAAACUCCCUCCCUGACCUUCCUCUGACACCCAGAGAGCAGGAAAUCCUGCAGAAAACCAGUGAUCUUGGUCACUAUGACAACCAUGGGUUACCAGUGUCACGGUCAUCUGAUAGUUUUGCCAAGGGCAAUGGAGUGGCCUUCCAGUUUCCAACACAGCUAUCUUCACCCCCACCUAAACCCCCUCUACCUCAGAAUGCUAGUGUUAUUGUUCCACAGUUGAUCAAGAAGUCUCUGUCAUUGGAUGAAACGGAUGGUGAUGUCCCUCCACCAUUACCGGAUAAAACAAAGCGUAAAUCUCAGAUACAGAACAUGCUGGAGAUGGUUUCGAGUGCAGGUCUCCAUGAUGACCUGUCUCCCAGGGGCAGCCUGAGUCUGGUGGCGGGCUGCAUGGGGCUCAGUGAGGGCAGCCUGCAGAGUGCCAUCUGUGGGGGCCUGUCCCCCGCCUCCAGCUCCAGCUCGGGCCUCAACCACUCCGCUGAUGACCUCACUGCUGGGCGCAUCUCACAACUCACCAUGCCUACCUUCUCAAAAACUGUCUCCGACUCUACCUUAGUGAAAAAGUCUUCUGUCAUAACAAGUUCCCAUUCAGACUGCAUGAUGAAUCAGAUAAAUCAACUGACCCAAGAAAUGAAUGAGAUAAAUCAACUCACCCAAGAAAUAGACAAGUUAACCAAAAUGACAGAGGAUUUUCAAGCCAAGACACGAAGGAAUCAGGAGCAGGCUGCAAUUAACAGCAAAUCUGUUCCACCCCUACCAGAUAAAGCCAGUAAACUGAGCCGGCACAUUUCACAUUAUGACAAUGUUCCAGAUGGUGCAACUCUUGAAGCAGCCAUGCUCCAGCAAGUGAGUGUUACCAAUCGCACGGUUAUCAGUCGGACAGUGACCUCAAGGUCCUCUCAGAUAUCGCAGUCGUCUGAGGCUAGACUGUCCUCGUCCAGCACCAGCAGCACGCAGUCUUUCAGUGGCAUGCAGAUACAGAAGUCCAACACAGUCUCAUUCACCCAGCAGAUCAGUUCCCAGGAGGAUGCAUACUCCAGCUCUGGCUCGUUCUCCAGUGCCAGUCAGUCCAGUAUGGACAGCAUACCCAGACCACCACCCCUGCCUCCCAAACAGAAACACAUUCAAGCGUACAUGCAGACCAUUGGUGCUUACACGCAGCCUCAGGGUGGUAUAGACUACAUCUCUCGGCACAGUAUGAACUUCUAUGAAGCCCAGUGGCAGCGGCACCAAAUGGAGGUCUCUCACAACCUGUAUCCCCGCUCCAACACCAUGAGCGUCAUCUCCGACCUCAGCUCUGGGUCCUCUUUAGGGGGCAGCACCCCAAGCAGUCCUUCUAUACCAGCACUGCCGGCUAAACGACGGUUUGUUGCCAACAGGGACAGUCAGCUGUCUACUGCAUCCAGCCAGUCAGACACCAUGGCAGACAUGUUCAGAGAAAAGUCUACUAGUCUUCUUGAGCCAAACUUCAAUUUUCAAGAUAUGGAGCAGAAACGUGCCUCUGCUCCUGCCGGUCAGCUGGAGGCCCCUACAUUGUUGGAGCCAAGCAGGGUCACCGAGAAGUCAGACAUACCCAGGGACACAGACUCGGAUUUCUCUGAGCUAAAUCCCCUCGAUGAUGUAGAUGUCUCAGAUCAGUUGGUGUAUAAAUCCCUUGAUGAAGAUGGCCCAGAUAUCCGUGGGGGUUCCGUGGACGCUCUCAUUGUACAUGCUACUGCUGCCAACAAAACCGGCUCCAACAGUGACCUGAUGAACCAGAAAGAGUUCAUGUUUCAAGAGGCUUUUUUGACGACCUACAGGACGUAUAUAUCCUCGCAGGAGUUGAUGGACAGACUGCUGUAUAGGUUUAACAAGUUCCAGUACUCCCCAGAUAUAGCCAGGAAGAAGUCUGCACGCAAUUCUCUCUUCCUGCUUAUUCGGGUCAUUGAUCUUAUGAGCCUGCUGGAGCUGGACAAGGCAGUGAUAGCCCGCAUGAUGGAACUGGUGUUUGAGCUGCUUUGCCAGGGAGACUUGAACCUUGCUCGCAUCCUACGUAUGAAGCUCAUUGAGAAAUGUGGUGCCAAGAAACACCAGGAGUUAUCUGCCUUGUCACAAAACACGCCACUAUCUUCAAUAUCUCUUACUUCUAGUGUUUCUGACUUGCUGCACUUCAAGUCACAUGAGAUUGCUGAACAAAUGACACUCAUUGAUGCAAACCUUUUUCAACAAAUUGAGAUACCUGAGGUGUUGUUGUGGGCCAAGGAACAGUCUGAAGAGCUGAGUCCCAAUCUUACAAAGUUUACUGAACAUUUCAACAAAAUGUCUUACUGGUGCAGGACUAGAAUCUUACUUCAGAAUGAGGCAAAGGAAAGGGAAAAGUACAUGGUGAAAUUUAUAAAAAUCAUGAGGCAUCUUCGAAAGAUGAACAAUUUCAAUUCUUUCCUAGCCUUGUUAUCAGCCCUGGACUCUGCCCCAGUUCACAGACUGGAUUGGCCUCGGCAACAUAUUGAGGCACUGAAGGAUUUCUGUCAGCUGAUUGACAGUUCAGGCUCUUUCCGCUAUUACAGACAGGCAUUGGCUGAGACCGAUCCACCUUGUAUACCAUACAUUGGAUUGAUCCUGCAGGAUCUUACCUUCAUCAACAUCGGCAAUCAGGAUCUGCUUCCAGAUGGCAGUAUCAACUUUGCCAAGCGAUGGCAACAGUUUCACAUCCUUGACAGCAUGCGACGAUUCAGAGACAAGAAGUGUAACUAUGAGAUUAAGAAGAAUGAGAAGAUAGUGGGCAUGUUUGACAGUUUUAGUGACUACAUGGGUGAGGAGGUGCUGUGGCAGAUCUCUGAGGAGAUCAAGCCUCGUGGGGGCAGGAAGAAAGUGGACACUGAGCUGUGAGCCCACACAGACAUGUAGCAAAUGGGGGAGCACCAUGGGAACUUCCAAGGGGGUCUGGGAAAGGUGGGGGCUCACAAUGGGGGAUCUGAUAGUUGUGAAGAAUUACCCUUGUUAUGCAAAGCUGAUGUUUCUGAGAUCGUUACAAUUCAUAGUAGGAUUACAGACAAGAUGUCUGAAGAGCCAUGCUGCCCAGAAUUCAUAGAAGGAUUACAGACAAGAUGUCUGAAGAGCCAUGCUGCCCAAGAAGCAAGAUGGUUAGGUUUGUUACAUCAUUAAUACAUGUGAUUCCAGCUAUCAAUGAGCGUUGUUAACGUUUCUUACCAAAACCAGUACUCUUACAUGGGUAGCAAUUAUUUCAGAUUUAAACCUUCUUUGCCAAAUCCAUACUGAAGGGUUUUGUACAUCUCAGUAAUGUUUUACAAAUUCAAGCACCUGCUGUUAGUAGAGUUGAUUGUUUCCAGACUUUGUUUAAUCAGGCAAUAUCUAUUAGCAGUUGUGAAUUGUCAAUUCAUUCAAACCUACCUUAAUUACACUUUUUAUCUCCCCUGCCAAAGGCUGAGGGAUAAAGCAUUGGCGUUGUACGUUUGUCACAAAGUUUUCAGGGUUAUAUCUCAGAAAAUAUAUAAGAUAUCAACAUGAAACUUUAUGAGUGUAUUUAUUUUAUUUAGGAGAAGUGCCAUGCUAAAGAACCAUAACCCAUAACUCUCUUAAAUAAGAGUUCUUGCUCUUUGUUUUUUUUUUAUGAUGUAAUUUUUCAAGGCUAUAUCUCAUAUACCAUGCAAGAUUUCAACAUGAAACUUCAUGGGUGUAUUGAUAUCAAUGAGAGAGAAGUGUCAUGCUUAAGAACCAAAGCUUACACUUUCUAAAAUAAGAGUUAUUGCCCUAUGUUGUUUUGUAUUGUGCAUCUUUUUAGUGCUACAUCUCAGAUACGAUACAAGAUUUCAACUUAAAAUUUAAUGAGUAUAUAGAUAUCUAUGAGGAGAUUUGUGUUGCACAAGAAUUAUAACCCUACACUUUCUUACAUAAGAGUUAUUGCCCUUUGUUGUUUUGUUAUUAUGAAACUUUUCAGGGCUAUAUCUCAGAUCGAUACAAGUUUUCAAAAUCAAACUUUGUGGGUGUAUAUCAAUGAGGAGAAUUGCAAUUCAUAUAAACAACUGACCCUACACUUAUUUUUGUUUGGGGGAUUAUGCUGUAUAUUAACGGAUUUGCGCCCAUCCAUAAACAAAAUUUAUUUUGCAGGUGAUAUCAAUUCAAGGUAUUUGGUUUUUAUGCCCCCGGAUCGAAUGAUUGGGGGUAUAUUAUUUUUGGCCUGUCAUAUCGUAAGUUCAAUAAUGGUAUGGUAUCAAUUAAUGCUAAUUAAGACAAUCUUCUGCAAGUUUCAUUCAAAAUAUAGUGUUAUGCCAAUUGGUGCUUACUGACAGUAAAGAUAUCUGCUCUAAUGUGUGACAAACAAGGUAUAAUUUUAUUGCGCCCUUCUGGGACAAAAGGACGUUCAAUUUUAUUUUGAAACAUUGCUUACUGGGUAUGUAUAAAUGUUGAAGUGCAAUAUUAAGGUUAUAAUCCAGUGUUUUAAUUGAAAGGCCUUUUAAUUAGUUAGCAUAUAUCGUUUAUUGCAUGCAAUUCUGUCAAAGCUUGUUGUAUUGGUUAUAUUUAACUUAUAUUGUAAAAUUCAUUUGAAGAUUCUGUGUUGUAUGUUUUUCAAAACAUGGAUUAUUUUAUGUCAUUAAAAUGAACAUCAUUAUAUAUUGUUUGGAUCAUCAGUUAAAAAAAAUAAAAUAUUAUAAACUGUUAUUAACUUGAUGCACUUAAAAUACCAGAUGUUAAUGUCCUCAUGAAGACAAGGUCAAUUUCUUAAACCUCUUUGUGUUGAGCAAAUGUAUAUAAACAGUUUCCUUUGUUAGAUAUAUAACUGUAUGCAAUCAUCCUUUUAGCUCAACUAUUCCCAGUAUAUUUUGAGCUAUGCUACUCACCCAAUAGUCGGUGUGUCUGCAUAAUGCUCUGCUUAAGGUAAACAUGCAUUAUCUCCAUAGCACUGUUCUUUCUACAGGUAUUCAAUUAAAACUUCAUAAAAUAC
Molecule: messenger RNA, 5917 nt
Organism: Dreissena polymorpha
Lineage: Eukaryota; Metazoa; Mollusca; Bivalvia; Myida; Dreissenidae
Product: rap guanine nucleotide exchange factor 1-like
Exons: 20
Coding region: 367-3843 (1158 amino acids)
Biological process (GO): Ras protein signal transduction; positive regulation of GTPase activity
Cellular component (GO): plasma membrane
Molecular function (GO): guanyl-nucleotide exchange factor activity
Source: RefSeq, a predicted model, not a curated record